Dendronephthya gigantea is the source of this 1201-nucleotide messenger RNA. RefSeq names its product ATPase family AAA domain-containing protein 1-like. Bases 102 to 1184 code for a protein of 360 amino acids. The transcript has 13 exons. Gene Ontology annotation, molecular function: ATP binding; ATP hydrolysis activity. The record is from RefSeq and is a predicted model, not a curated record. NCBI's taxonomy places the organism in Eukaryota, Metazoa, Cnidaria, Anthozoa, Malacalcyonacea, Nephtheidae. Gene Ontology annotation, cellular component: mitochondrial outer membrane.
CCAUAUUUCCUCCUCUGGGUGACGAAAUAGUUUUAAUCUAUUCUCUUUUCUACAAAGUAUAAACAUAUAAUAUCGAAAAGGAUUUAAUAAAUAUAUUUGAAAUGCCAACGAUACAUAUAAACGUGAGGAAACUCGCCACAUUUCUACAGUUGGGUCUCGUCAGCGUGAUAAUCUAUUAUGGAAUGAAACUUGUAAUUGACAGUUUAGAUUCAACGAGAAAACGACCAGGACAAUUGACACAAAAAGAGGCUGAUCAGUUGUUACAAAAGAUUGGUUUGAAAGGGAUUCGGUUAACAGAUCAUGAGUUAUCAUUAGCAUCAACAGUUAUAGAUCCAUUGACAAUUCCUGUCAGUUGGAAAGACAUUGGUGGUCUGGAUUCCCUAAUCAAGGAUUUAAAGGAGACAGUUAUUUUGCCAAUGAGGCAAAGGUCUCUAUUUAAGAAGUCACAUCUUCUCUCUGCCCCAAAAGGGGUUUUAUUAUAUGGACCUCCGGGUUGUGGGAAAACAAUGGUUGCUAAGGCCACAGCAAGAAAUGCAGGUUGUCGUUUCAUAAAUGUCCAAGUGUCUACUCUGCAUGACAAAUGGUAUGGCGAAUCGCAGAAGUUAGCUGCAGCUCUUUUCUCACUGGCAAGAAAAUUGGCUCCUUGUAUAGUGUUUAUAGAUGAAAUUGAUUCAUUCCUGAGAAGUCGUUCCCUUCACGACCAUGAGGUCACUGCAAUGGUGAAAGCACAGUUUAUGAACAUGUGGGAUGGUCUUCAAACAGAGGAGGAUUGUCAGGUGAUGAUAAUGGGUGCUACUAAUAGACCAGAGGAUGUAGACACAGCAAUUCUAAGAAGAAUGGUUGCUGCAUUUCAUGUUGGUCUGCCUGACGGAAAGCAAAGAGAAUCAAUUCUAAAGAUCAUUCUUGCAAACGAAAGGGUGGAGGAAGAUUUUGAUUACGGCCAUAUUGCAUCUCUAACGGAAGGUUGUUCUGGGAGUGAUAUAAAAGAAUUAUGUCGAAGCGCCGCAAUAGGCUGUGUCAGAGAGUAUUUAUCAGGUUUUGAGUGCGAUGAAGACUAUGCAAAUCUAGAAAAACUGGAUGAAGUGACUAUCAGAAACAUUAAUACGAAAGACAUGGAAGCAGCUAUCGAGAAGUGCAAACCACUUUUUGUUCAUCAUAAAUCUCGAACUGAAGCACAGAAGUAGCUUUCCUAUAAUUAUAA